UCUCUCUCUCUCUCUCUCUCUCUCUCUCUCUCUACUAUUCCAGAAAAAAGAGAUAAGAUCACUUUCUUCUUUUGCAUGCAAGUUUGAGCCAUGGAGAGCUUGGAAAUGGGUGUUGCGACGAGCCAGGAGAGAGCUGGAGCCCUCGCUCGCGCAUGGCAGCAGUUGAUGGGCUUGCCCAAGAACUCGAUGGCAAAAGUGGCCGAGCUAGCCAAGAAGGCGAUGAAUCUCGGGAAAGAUGACCCGAGACGAAUCACUCAUUCGCUCAAAGUCGGAGUCGCGCUUUCCUUAGUGUCCUUGAUCUAUUACUACCAGCCGCUCUACAACAGCUUCGGCGUCUCUGCAAUGUGGGCUGUCAUGACCGUGGUGGUCGUCUUCGAAUUCUCCGUCGGGGCCACUCUAAGUAAAGGGUUGAAUAGAGGACUUGCUACAUUUCUUGCCGGUGCACUUGGCGUUGGUGCUCAUCACUUGGCGAGUCUCUCAGGAAAAACCGGCGAGCCCAUCAUGCUUGGUUUCUUCGUCUUUCUUCAAGCCACCGGUUCGACGUUCAUGAGGUUCUUCCCCCAGAUCAAGGCGAAGUACGACUACGGGAUGCUGAUAUUCAUACUGACGUUCGCGCUGGUGUCGGUGUCGGGCUUCCGACAGGAGGAGAUACUGGAGUUUGCACACAAGCGGCUUUCCACCGUCGUCAUCGGCGGCUCCGCCUGCCUGAUCGUCUCCAUCGCCGUGUGUCCCGUCUGGGCCGGUGAAGACCUCCACCGCCACAUCGCUCUCAACAUGGAAAAGCUUGCCAACUUCUUAGAAGGAUUUGGCGAUAAAUACUUGAGAGAAUCAGAAGAUGAUGCCUCGAAUCGAGACGAGUCGCUUUUUCGAGGAUACAAAAGCGUUCUCGGAACGAAGAGCAACGAAGAAUCUCUGGCGAAUUUUGCCAGUUGGGAACCACGUCAUGGCCGGUUUGGUUUCCGUCAUCCGUGGAAGCAAUACCUAAAGAUUGGAGCUUCGAUUCGCCAGUGUGCCAAUAGGAUCGAAGCCCUUGAUGGCUACCUCACCACCAAGUUCCAUGCGCCGCCACAAGUUCAAAUCAGACUCAAGGAGCUCUGCGCGGAGAUGAGCAUGGAAGCCGCGAGAGCUUUGAGGCAACUCUCAUCUUCCCACAAGGCUAUGAUCGUGCCGUCCUCCGCGACUCCCCACCUUGAGAAUUCCCGAGCCGCCGUGAAAGCCCUCAAGUCGCUACUUGAGACGGCCUCCCGGAAGGACGCCACCGACCUCCUCGCAAUCGUCCAUGCCGCCACCGUCACCUCGCUCCUCAUCGAGGUGGUCGACUGCACGGACAAGAUUGCCGAGUCCAUCGACGAGCUCUCCUCCCUCGCCCACUUCAAGACCGCGGAGAAGGAGAAGAAGCAUGUCGAGUGCAAAGAAGUCGUGCUAACUGUGAGCGCACCCGAAGCGACCGUCUCACCAGAAAAUGGGACUUCGCCAGGGAGACUGGAUCCAGCGCCGGUGGUGUAGACAUCUAGGCGUUGUACAUACGAACAAUAACGUACAUGAUACCUGGACUUUACUGAUAGUAGAGAAAGUUCUAGUACAAGGGAGUUAAUUACUUAAUACAUAGCCAUAUUUUAUUUAGAUAAUUAAGAUAAAUGAGGAGCUUGACAAGGAUGCUGCUAAAGUUCUCAAAUUAGCUUCAUGCUAAGCUUACUAAAUCUGUCUGUCUAAUUACUUCAAU
Rhodamnia argentea is the source of this 1723-nucleotide messenger RNA. RefSeq names its product aluminum-activated malate transporter 2-like. Bases 91 to 1506 code for a protein of 471 amino acids. The record is from RefSeq and is a predicted model, not a curated record. The transcript has 6 exons. Gene Ontology annotation, biological process: malate transport. Gene Ontology annotation, cellular component: plant-type vacuole membrane. NCBI's taxonomy places the organism in Eukaryota, Viridiplantae, Streptophyta, Magnoliopsida, Myrtales, Myrtaceae.